CCGUGUCCGUGUCCGUGUCCGUGCCCGGGGGCCACUCCCCGUUUCCCCUCGGGGAAAGGGGGGAACCUGUGCGAGCUGGCCUGAGGUGGGGCGUUGGGCGGUCGGUGGGAUGAUGAACUGUGUGGCAUCCCAUAAACCAACUUUCCGGUGGUGCCCAGCGACAGGACGGGUAGCAAUACUAAAUGAAGCUAAACCACAGGAAGCUUCGUUUCAGCGUGAAUAGGAACUUUACAUCGAGGGUGGCAGAACAGCGGAAUAGGCUGCCCAGAGGGGUCACGAGCCUCUUUCUCUGGAGAUAUUCCUGACCCACUUGGAGGCGUUCCUGAGUAACUUGCUCCAGGUCACCCUGUCUUGGUACUAUGGAGGAAAAAAAAGAAAUGUCGGUAGAUAGCCUGAGUCAUAUGACUGAAGAAAAAUUGGAUAUUUGCAUGAGCAAUGUUUCAGACUUUCCUCUUCUGAGUGAUGAAAAGUUUGAUUUUGACCUUUCACUCUCUUCAACAAGUGGAAAUGAAGAUGAAGUUUUUGUUGGACCUAUGGGACACAAAGAAAGAUGUAUUGCUGCCAGUAUUGAAGCAAAAAAGUGUGUGUCUGCUUUUGAUGAUAAACUCACAUGGAGCCCACUUCAAGGAGAGAAAUUUGUGGAAAUUUUCAAAGAAGCUCAUUUGUUGGCACUGCAAAUACAGACUGGAAGCAAGGAUGAGGAGACCAAAAUAAGCCAAUCUGAAGAACAGGAAAACAAGAUUAUAGAAACAUUUGUGGAGGACUCAAAGUCAAAGCUGAAGAUACUGAGAAACAAAAACAUAGAAAUAAGUCCCAGGCCUGCUAAACGGGACACAUACUGUGUGCAGGACAGCCCAGUGUGUCAGCUCCCACCUUGUUUUCAGAAGGCAUCACAUGAACUUGUGUCAGAUGGCAAAGUACAUGCUCUUCCUGCUCCUCCUAACAGAAGUCCUGUUAAAAUUUGUGCGUCUCCUACAAAAAAUGCCAGUUUACCACUAACAGAGGAGCAGGAAACUAAUACAAAGGCCAUUGGCAAACUGCCAGCGGCAAAACCAUCAUCUGCUGGAAAAAGCAAUUUGUUGACAAUUGACAAGCCUGGCUUAAGGAAGAUGACAUAUCUGAAAUGUCCUCGUGUUGCCAGUGGUCUCCCAAGGAAGGCUCCAUCAUCAUCAUCUUCAUCAUCAGUUUCGAGCAUGAACUCAAGUCUUAAUUCAAGUUUACCCAUUUCUCCUAUAGGCAAAACAGGAAAAUCAAGCAUGUCAUCAAAAGCCAGUGUGAGUGGCUCUAAGCUUUCAUCUGGUACAAGCAGGCUGGCCCUUCUCAGACCUACCACAGUGUCAUCUCUGGGGGCUGCCAAUACUGAGAAAUCCAGGAAGCAAGUGAGAUCAGCUAGUACUCCCAAAAUACCUAGUGCCAUAAGCCUGGCUAAAUCUUCAGCUUCUUCAGCAUCAUCUGAGGCUGCAGGCAGUGGAAUUCGAAGACCAAGCUCUGUUUCCAGUCUGCAGCAACUAUGUCAGCAGAAUAAAGAUGGAAGUUCAAAAGGAAGCCUGUGUCCAAAGCCCAAGGCUAGAGUUUUGUCUGUUUCCACAAGUCAAACUAAGGCUCCUGUGAAGACUCAAGAUGCAACACCAAACCAAUUGGCACCAAAAGCAGCACCAUCUCUUGGAUUAACAUUUUGUGGCACACCUGGAAGUGCCAUAGCAGUCAGCACUCCUAUGAAAGCCUCAGAAGAUAAGGCCUUCCAGACUUUUUGUUUUCCUGAGAACUCUGCCACCAUGACUCCGGCCAGUGUGAAGCGGUCUGGCCUACCUACACCUGUCCGUCAGAUCUCAGGGUUCCCAGCAGUGACUCCUAAAACUGUACCAAGAAUGCCUUCUUCUGCACGUGCUGCAUCUCUUCAGCAGAGCUUCAGCUUUUCUGCCAAAAAGACUUUUACAGCUGGUUCUAAACACAAACAAGAGAGUAAGACACAGCUAUCUUCAGAAGAUGAUACAUCUCCUCCAGCUGUGCUGCCUCUUGUACUUAACUUCUCACCAGAGAAAGGUGCUACAGAAGGAGCAGAAAAUGCAUUAAAAGAGGCAGAAGUACAAAAUGAGCUCGCUGAAGAGAAACAACCCGAGGCUUUACUGAUAGAUAUUGGAGCAGACAAAUCUCUUCCACACGCUUCUGAAUGUGAAAGUAGACCUUUGAUUGACCUUUCCAAUACUCCUGAAGUGAGUAAGAGUACUUCUGCAAAGCCUGUGUUACCUGGGCAGAUAAAGCUGAUUGAUUUCAGUUCUCCUCUUAUCACUCUGAGCCCUGAUGUAAACAAAGAAAAUCUGGAUUCCCCUCUACUGAAGUUCUGAAUUUGAACUGAAAUGAAGAAUUCUUAGCAACUGUGAUCUUUGAAGUGGUUUUGGUGUUAUUCCUCAUUCGUGUAAUUUUUUGAAGAUGGCUGUAGAUUGUCUGAUGAACUUCAUUAACAAAAUAGAAUUCUAACACUCUUGAUGCAGUCUGAUAAUGAUUUUAUUCAUGGAUGUGCUGCAAUGGAUGUAUUUUAACUAUGUUGCUCUAAGACAAAAAAAUUGGAAUUGUAAUUCCAGUUUGAAUUGGAAGACUGCCUCCUUCUAUUGAUUGUCAUUCGAUUCCUCUAUGUACAACAAAGUUUUAAUUUAAAAUAAAUGAGUUGUUUGCUAAACCUGUA
This is a messenger RNA of Taeniopygia guttata (zebra finch), 2683 nucleotides long. NCBI's taxonomy places the organism in Eukaryota, Metazoa, Chordata, Aves, Passeriformes, Estrildidae. The record is from RefSeq and is a predicted model, not a curated record.